Messenger RNA from Exaiptasia diaphana, 1984 nucleotides. RefSeq names its product G-box-binding factor. NCBI's taxonomy places the organism in Eukaryota, Metazoa, Cnidaria, Anthozoa, Actiniaria, Aiptasiidae. Bases 40 to 1488 code for a protein of 482 amino acids. The record is from RefSeq and is a predicted model, not a curated record. Gene Ontology annotation, biological process: peptidyl-glutamate ADP-deribosylation. The transcript is spliced from 5 exons.
UUGUACGUAAAAAAAUCGUAAAAUUAUGAUGACGAUCUUAUGUUUGUUACAACUCUGAAAUCCUCUUUGCGUAUUCAUUCUACAUUUCUGCAUGGAGGAAAAGGUCUUUUAGCGAUCACUUUGACACUGUUAUCAAGACAGAAUUGGGGUCCUCACUUAUCAACCAAGACAACAGGCAUGGCAGAAGGAUGCAGCUCUUCUGAGAAACAAGUAGGAUGUGUCAAUGAGGUUUAUGGUGACUUGUUUACAUGUCCUGAAACCCAUUCCCUGGCUCACUGUAUCAGUGCUGAUGUCAAGAUGGGGAAAGGUAUUGCUGUCAUGUUCAAGAAACUGUAUGGUGGUGUUGAUGAACUUCUGCRUCAGAGGCAGAGAACAGGGGGUCUUGCUGUACUAAAAAGAGACCAACGAUUUGUUUACUACUUGGUCACCAAAGAAAGAUACUGGGAUAAACCAACGUAUGACACCCUAAGACAGUCCCUUCUACAAAUGAGAAACCACAACAUGAGAUAUGGUGUCAAGAAUGUAUGUAUGCCAGAAAUUGGGUGUGGUUUGGACAAACUAAAAUGGGAUAAGGUACUGGAAUUAAUCAAUUAUGUGUAUAAAGACACUGGUAUUGAAAUAACUGUAUACCACUACGACGACCCUAACGCAAAAAGACACCACCGUCAACAAAGAAACUAUGAAUAUGAUGAUAACGUAUCUAACCCACGGAGACAACACCAACAACAAAUACCUGGUCGGUACACUAACGCACAAAGACAACACUAUAAUCAAAAAUCUGGUCAGCAAAGUCGUCGUYACGAUGGAAACUAUGAAUAUGAUGAUUACGAAUCUAAMCCACGGAGACAACACCAUCAACAAAUACCUGGUCAGCAUAGUCAUCGGCACGAUGGAAAGUAUGAAUAUGAUGAUAACGAAUCUAAACCACGGAGACAACACCAUCAACAAAUAUCUGGUCAGCAUAGUCAUCGGCACGAUGGAAAGUAUGAAUAUGAUGAUAACGAAUCUAAACCACGGAGACAACACCAUCAACAAAUAUCUGGUCAGCAUAGUCAUCGGCACGAUGGAAAGUAUGAAUAUGAUGAUAACGAAUCUAAAGGAUUUGGUCAGCACAGACAUUAUCGCCAUGAAGACAAUAAUGAACAGAGUUCAUCGAGGCAAAACCCUGAUAAGCAAAGAGAAUCACAGAGGACAGGUUCCAAAGAUCACCUUGGCUAUAGCAAACAAGUUGAUCAAGCGGGCAGGAAUCGCAGUAUCGAGGAGAGUUUCGUACGCAAGGAGACAUCUAAAGAUGAUUCAACCAGGAAUACAGACAAAGAAUCACAAGUCCAAAAGGAAGAUUGUGAAGCUAGAGAUUCUCAGUGCUAUACAGACCAAGCCAAAGGAGACAGAGWGGGACAUGAACACAAACAUAGUAGCUCGGAUGACAAAGAGGCCACGAAACAGUCAACAAAAAAGAAAAGAAAAAGAAAUAAGAAGAAGAAAUAAAAGCAAAAGCGGAYAGAAUUCCACAAGAACAUAAUCACAAAGAUAAGGAUAAACGAAAAGGUAGUAAAGUCAUCACYUGAUGAAAUAAGAUUACUUAACGCAAGACGGACAACCAUUUCUGAUAGACUUCAUGCCUAUUGUUACUUGCUAUAAAGAUUACAUCACCGAUAAUCUUAUAUCUAUUAUUAUUAUUAUUAUUAUUAUUUAUCAUUAGCAGCAAAUUACGAAAAAAUUGUCUUAAAGAAACAGAACAUUUGUACUUAGUGCAAUAAAGAUCGAAAAAAAAUAAGGAAGACAAUGAAAAGCGUUUGUGAGUCUGUAUAGUCUUCCUUUGUCUUUCUAAUUAUCCCUAUUUGAAUAAAGUAAAAAGUUCUAUUUCUCUAUGACAAAGAUUUUGUAAAUUAGGUACAUGUAUAUGUAAACACGGUAAUGGUAUAAUGGCCAUUGACAGGGAAAGUCAACACGAUAGAAUGGAAUAAAGGAAAUACACCUUUAA